ACUAGAGCAGCAAGCAGCCUUCGCCCUGGGAAUUGAAGGCGAAGGCAAGGGGCGUCCUGUCUUUUCAUCAGAUAAUUCCAUCCGUCCCUCGUUGCGUCCUUAGUCGCUGUCGAGGGAGGAGCUGCCACACACCGUAUCACUAUUCGUACCUUCCUCAGGGAAAGGUAGUGGUGCAUGUGCAAAUCGUACCUUCUCAAAGUUCCCCAUCACUCCUUCCCUUCAUCCGCUUGUCUUUUUCUUGAUUCCUCCCUCCCUCUCUCCUCUCCCCUUCACUUCUGAACUUCAGACCUUCUGUUCAACACACGCACCGAAUUCACCAUUCGGGCUACGACCAGUCGACCGCGCGAGUAGCUUGUCUAUUCGACCAGAGUCAGCUGUUGUCGUCGUCGUCACCAGCCGCAGGACCGGACAUGCCUUAAUUCCCCUGCAACGCUACCGACGCAUCCACGCCAUUGACACUUGCGUAAUCUCUGUGGACCGGACGGAUCUGCGACUCGCGAGUAAACGCCCGCUCUCGAAGCCGCUCCAGGCUUGAGUAGCCUCUGCGACUUGAAAUCUCUCUGAAAUCGCUUUUCAUUACAUCCGCUCUCUGUCUCCAUCUUCAACGUCCACCCAGGCCCUUUCCGCCAUUUUGUGGCCUUCUCGUCCUAACCAUGGCCUCGCUACCACGGCCUGCUGUCGGCGGCGAGAAGACCAUGACAGACGUCUGGCAGCACACCAAGGCCCUGCUCCUCUCGGUUUGGGCCUUGACGAGCCGCCGCAUGAGAGUCUUUGGCGCUUUCGUCCUCUUCCUUGGUUUCUCGAUAUGGCUAUCGCUGCCUACCCUCAAGACGAUGACCGUACCGCAAAUCUCCCUGGAAUACGCACAUUCACCCUACAACCAUUCCAAAGUAGCUCUUCUCGUCGAGAACCGCGCCAAUCCGAUUCUUGCGCCAUUGAUGCUGCACUUCAUUUCCGUAGUGCCUCCCGACUGGCGCUUUCGCUUCAUGGGCUCUGUUGAGUCCGUCAAGUCCAUCAACUCGUCCGUUGCGAUUCGUGAGCAAGUCGCCGCCGGCAAGCUCGACCUGACAUACAUUCCCUCCAACAUGAGCACGGCUGGUCAGGAGAUGAUUAGUCGGUUCUUGACCAACCUGUGGCUGUACGAGACCGUCCUGCAGCCUGCCGAGUGGCUCCUCGUGUUCCAGACCGACAGCAUCCUCUGCGCCAACAGUAAGCAGAACAUCAACGACUACCUCGAAUAUGAUUGGAUUGGAGCCCCGUGGAACCCUGGCGGCAGGUGGGGUGGCAAUGGUGGCCUCUCCAUCCGUCGUGUCAGCGCCAUGAUUGAUAUCCUCCGAAACCAGAAGCGUGUUGACGGAUCUGAACCUGAGGACGUCUGGCUCGCUGAGCGCCUUGCCCACCGACCUGGAAGCAAGGUCGCUAACGGCACUGUAUCAUUGACGUUCAGCGGCGAGAUGCACUCCGGCGAAGGCACAAAGAUCAACAAAGGAGGAGCGAACGCGACACUCGAGGCUGCGGCAGAGGGUGAACUCGUCUCAGGCAUUGACGAUUACCGUGAGGGCUUUUACGAGCCCAUGGGCUAUCACACCGGUGGUAGUGGUAUCUGGCUUCACAGCGCCAUCUGGGGUACUCCAGCGCUACGUAAACACAUUUGGGACUACUGUCCUGAGGUCAAGCUUACGCUGGCUAUGGACGCAGCCAAAUACGUUCCCGGUAAUUGUAAGGCCAAGUGGAAGAGAGGCCUUGAUGGUCUUGAGGAGCUUGAGACGGAAAGCGAUAGCGGAGAGAAUGAAGAAGGCGCGACGGAUCCGCAAUACCCAUUUGGCUCAGAGACCAUUGAUGGAAAGGAGUACCCGAACUUGCCGCCUAGCCUGAUGGCAUGGUGAUAGCUGUCCAGCUGUCAAGAAGCCCUCUUAUCGCAGCAUCAAUGCAUCGCGAUGGAUCUGGGACGACAUAACGGCACCGCCGUAAAGUUUGUUACAUUACAGGAACUUGGUAGCAUAGGAUUUGGCUUGGCGUUUGGAGGUCAUCUUGGUCCUGCAAGGAAAUGGAACCAGAUAGCUCAAGAAAUGAGUCAUGUAAGGCAUAGGUCAUUAACUUUGAACGAACCGUUGAGACAACUGCAACCGUGCGGUGGACAAGUGAAUUCCGAAGUGUGCCGCUUGCCGGAGC
This is a messenger RNA of Colletotrichum scovillei, 2172 nucleotides long. RefSeq lists its product as uncharacterized. The record is from RefSeq and is a predicted model, not a curated record. The coding region runs from base 654 to 1886 and encodes 410 amino acids. The transcript has 2 exons. Lineage: Eukaryota; Fungi; Ascomycota; Sordariomycetes; Glomerellales; Glomerellaceae.